This is a messenger RNA of Misgurnus anguillicaudatus (oriental weatherfish), 6276 nucleotides long. Lineage: Eukaryota; Metazoa; Chordata; Actinopteri; Cypriniformes; Cobitidae. The record is from RefSeq and is a predicted model, not a curated record.
CUCUCUAGGACCCCGCGCGGAGCUGCUGUCGGAACGCUGGCCUCUGCAGUCAGUGCGAGCGGAGCAUCUGGAGGAGAACUGGCCGGCUGGGGAGGUGGUGGAGGACGGGGAGAGCGAAGCAGAAGGAGGAUCCGGGAGUCAGCGAAAACAGAACGGGGGUCAGGCCUGGAACUUGGCGAAGCGGGGGAUCCUAAAGAAGGCGGGUCAUCAUUUUUUCCAGUUUCUGUUCUUUUAUUUUUGUUUUAAUCUUCUUUCGGCAUUAUUUAAACGGUCAUUCUUUUGGCGAUGCCGUCCAACGCAGUCACAGCCGCCCCUGCAUUCAAGAGCUCCGACUUUAACUGUGACACAAAUGGGAAUCAAAUGAAUGAGAGCUCUAGAAUGGACACAGUAAUUAUUGAUGAGGUGCCCUCUCUCUGCACUCCCGUCCGCAAGGUUGGACGACCCGGCCGUAAACGCAAGCACCUCCCCGUGGAGUGCUACGGACCAGUGGAUCAGCGGGUGGGCGUGGCUAUGCAGCACAAAGGGGUGGAGCUCCAGCUUUCUUCCCAGUCUCAGAAUGGAGAUGUUGAAAGGCAUGAGAACAAGUCCCGUGAAAGUUGCAACCCUACGCAGGAUAAAAAUGCUGCAGAAAACGGGAUACCUUUCCAUUCAGGCUGUCGCCCAGAGUCCUCCUCCGAUUCGAGCCUGAGCCCGUCCGCGGAGAACGGAUUUGUCAUCGACCAGGACAGGGCGAACCCUGUAAAGUACGAAGAGGACACAUUGCCAUCUCUGCCCCGCAAGAAACGAGGGAGACGGAAACUAGAGCGUCCGACUAAAUACGUGGAGCACAAGGACGACGAGGGUGGAGACUUGGUCAAGAAUGAGGGAGCUCGAGGGAGGCUCCGUGGGGGAGUGGGCCGGGAAGUCAGCCUCCGUCAAAGACCCAUGCCCAGAGUAACCUUCCAGGCCGGUGACCCUUAUUACAUUAACAAGAGGACCAGAGAAGAAUUGCUGGCCAAGUGGAAGUUGGAGGCAGAGAAGAAGGCGAAACUGGUGUCUAUUAUCAACUCAAUGGAGGACCUUGGCGAGGUAGAGCCAGAGCUCCAGAAAGAAAGCUCCACAGUUACCGUCCCGCUCCACUUUUCUCCACCAGCGCCGGCAACGCAGCAGCAACCGCCACAGCCUCAAACCCAACCUCAACCUCAGACCAGCCUCGAAGCCCAACCUCCUCCUCCUCAGCAGCAACCUUCAGCAUUCCAACAGCAGCAGCACCCUACAGAUCCAGCCUCUCCAACCGUUGCUACCACCCCAGAACCCGUGCCUAUAGGAGAUGGAAACAAGACUUCGCCCAAAUCCACUGACACAGAGUCGGAGUAUGAGGAUGGCCGAGGUUUUGGCAUUGGCGAGUUGGUUUGGGGGAAGUUACGUGGAUUCUCCUGGUGGCCCGGACGGAUUGUGUCUUGGUUGAUGACCGGUCGCAGCCGAGCGGCCGAAGGCACCAGAUGGGUCAGUUGGUUUGGUGAUGGCAAGUUUUCAGUGGUCUGUGUUGAGAAACUUUUGCCUUUGAGUUCUUUCCAAAACGCCUUUCACCAGCCAACCUACAAUAAACAACCUAUGUACAAGAAAGCCAUCUUCGAGGUGCUACAGGUAGCCAGCACUAGAGCGGGCAAAACCAUUCUUGGUUGUCCAGAGAGUGACGACACCGACAGUUCAAAGUCAGUAGACAUGCAAAACAAACAGAUGAUUGAAUGGGCCAUGACAGGAUUUCAACCCACAGGACCUAAAGGCCUCGAGCCACCUGAAGAGGAACGGAACCCAUAUAAGGAAGUGUACCCAGAGAUGUGGGUGGAGCCAGAGGCAGCAGCUUACACGCCCCCACCAGCAAAAAAGCCCCGCAAAAGCACAGCCACAGAGAAACCCAAGGUCAAAGACAUCAUUGACGAGAGGACUCGAGAGAGACUUGUAUACGAAGUUCGUCAAAAAUGUAGAAACAUUGAAGACAUCUGCAUCUCCUGCGGCAGCCUUAAUGUUUCCCUGGAGCACCCGCUCUUUAUAGGAGGAAUGUGCCAAAGCUGUAAGAACUGCUUUCUGGAAUGUGCAUAUCAAUAUGAUGACGACGGCUACCAGUCCUAUUGUACCAUCUGUUGUGGAGGCAGAGAAGUGCUCAUGUGUGGAAACAAUAACUGUUGCAGGUGUUUCUGUGUGGAAUGUGUGGAUCUGUGGGUGGGGCCCGGCGCGGCACAGGCAGCUAUAAAAGAGGACCCGUGGAACUGCUACAUGUGUGGGCCAAAGGGUCAGUACGGCCUGCUGGAGCGUCGGUCCGACUGGCCUAGCAGACUGCAGCGCUUCUUUGCCAACAAUCACGAUCAGGACUUUGAACCACCGAGGCUCUACCCUCCCGUUUUGGCAGAGAAAAGAAAACCCAUUCGUGUCCUGUCACUUUUUGAUGGGAUCGCAACAGGGCUGCUGGUGCUAAAGGAGCUGGGGAUCCAGGUGGAGCGAUACGUAGCCUCAGAAGUGUGCGAGGACUCCAUCACCGUGGGCAUUGUUCGGCACCAGGGACGCAUUAUGUAUGUGGGUGACGUGAGGAACGUCACGCGUAAACACAUCCAAGAGUGGGGUCCCUUUGAUCUUGUAAUAGGCGGAAGCCCAUGCAAUGACCUGUCCAUCGUGAAUCCAGCAAGAAAAGGUCUCUAUGAGGGCACAGGACGGUUAUUUUUUGAGUUUUAUCGGCUGUUACAUGAAGCUCGACCUAAACAGGGAGACAACAGGCCGUUCUUCUGGCUCUUUGAGAACGUGGUGGCCAUGGGUGUCAGCGACAAGAGGGACAUCUCUCGGUUUUUAGAGUGUAAUCCAGUUAUGAUUGACGCCAAAGAGGUGUCUGCUGCCCACAGAGCUCGAUACUUCUGGGGUAACCUGCCUGGCAUGAACAGACCAUUGAGCGCCAUGUGCUCGGAUAAACUGGACCUUCAAGACUGUUUGGAGCAUGGCAGGACGGCAAAGUUUGAUAAAGUGAGAACCAUUACCACUCGGUCAAAUUCCAUAAAGCAGGGCAAAGACCAGCACUUUCCUGUAUUCAUGAAUGAAAAAGAAGACAUCCUGUGGUGCACUGAGAUGGAGAGGGUGUUUGGCUUCCCUGUCCACUACACAGACGUGUCAAACAUGAGCCGCCUGGCCAGGCAGAGGCUUCUGGGACGGUCGUGGAGUGUCCCUGUCAUUCGCCACUUGUUUGCACCACUCAAAGAGUACUUCGCCUGCGUCUGAAGUCAAACACAAUACAGACGAAAUCUAAACCGAUGUAAUACCAGGAGCCUUGAAAUCGAGCUCUUGUACGUUAUUUGCAAGUUCAACAUCAGCAAAGAUAUUUCAUGUUUUUUCCUCUGGUUUGGAAUAAUUGACUUUUUUAAUUCUAUUUAAUUUUUUAUUAUCGUUUUACUUUAGCAGUGUUAUCCAUUAUUUGAAUUGAUUUAUGUGUGCAAGCUAUACUUGAGACAUGGCCUCCUUUUUAAGGCACUGAGAGACGAUAUAACAAUUAGAGGCAUAAACUAGACGGAAACAUUUUAAGUUAGCCCAAGUUCACAUUUUGACUUCCUCUGUGCUCAUCGGGCAGAAUCGGGGUGCCGAUCGAUACGAUUCUCCUCUGUAUCCUCUCAGCCGAGCCUCGUGAGAGCGGAUAAAGGCUUUCUCGAAAGUGUCAGGGGAGUUCUGUCUUAACCAAUCCAAAACACCAGAUCACAAAUACCUCUUUGUUUACAGUUUCUAUACACAACUGAAGGUAAUAAAAGGUACUGCUGUAAUAGGUGACAAUAUGGUGCUUCAAGGUGGUGAAAAACAUUGCAACUCAUGUGGUGCUACUACUCGAAACAUGAUGGGGUCACGUUUUGUACCGUCGCCAGGUCAAACGAAUGACGCUACAACUUUGGAGAAAAAAAAUUUACAGGUCACGACAGGUCUGCCACAUCUCAUUUUAUAUCUUUUACAGCCUUUUUGUACAAUAUCUUCUGGUGCUCUUUUCCAAAACGCCUCAGCCUUUCAAUCUUCAAGAUCUGCUUCCUACAGCCCGGUAUGCCUGCGACCGAAGCGCGUGAAACACAUGGGCGGUGAUGUUUUUUGUCAUCCAUACCUUGAAAUCAAAGGCUGUGGUGAGCUACUUUUUCUAGUAUCACACAGGCCAGAAUUAUUACUGUACAACUCUUAGUGUGCGUUGCGGCCACAGCAAGGAUUGGCAUUGGUCCUUUAGUCGGCCGAGUGAAUCAGCCUUCAGCCGUGGCCCUCCGCAGGCUAUUCUCAGUCAGGUGCAAAACUUUAAAGGUGCGGCUUCACAAUGUUAUUCUACCUUUUUAUAGCAAUUUUUGUGCUGUGUUACCAACAAUACCGAGCACUUUUGUAUAUGUAUACUUCUUUAUUUCUUUGAUAUUUUUUCCUCUUGAUUCUCGUGAAUUGUUUCUUAUUGGUUAUGUUAAAUGAUGUGAAACUCUUGCCGUUAUAUAAGGUAAUACUUUGUUGUGUACAGUAGGGCUGUGCCAAUAGAUGUGAAAGAACGAGCUAGGAUAGAAUAAAUCCUCCAUCUGUCGUGCUGGUGGUGAAGGGGCAGAUUUCAAAUAACCACCCCUCUCAUGUUCUCAUGUGCUACAGAGUCGCUUUAUCAUAACUCGCGUCGAGAUAUUAGUGUAUGCUCACGGUUCUACUGGUAUAUAAUCCCAAAGUGAGUGUGUCUGUGAAAUAUCCCUGUAGAAAACUAGUCAUUUUCGCAGAUUGGAUGUCGAUGUGACAUCACACAGUUGUUAACUACGUCUGGUCCCUAGCGUAGAUCUGAAAACAUUAUUAUGUUUGCCAAUGGUGGAUGUUGACCAUGUCAAUAUUUUAGUUAUAACACGCAAGCUAUGUAAUAGAUAAGGCUAAAUUUGGUCAGAAAUGGGCUCUAAUGAAAUCAUUGUCGGGUUCUUUUUCUUAUUUACUGCAUUGCACUGCUUACAUACCUUAAACAUUUUUCAUGCUCAGCAACGUGUCUUUAUUUUUCAAAUUAUAUCAUCGCCCAGAUUUUUUUUUGUACAUUUUGUACAUAGAAAUUGUCUGUUGCUUUUUUUAAUGACCUAUGAGAUGUACAAAUAUAAUUCUUUGCUAAUAUAUAUCAAAACGGCGCUCAAAUUGCAACGAGGGGGGGUAAUUGACAAAAUGGCAACAGGUAAAUUGACAUAAGCUAUAAAGCAGCAGGGUGCUAUGACUGCGUGUCGUUUGUAAUUCAUAUUUAUAUUUGUCGAAUGCGGGGUAAACGAAAGAAUGAGUUUGCUAAGUGAUUUUAACGGUCCCAUCUUUACUGCACAGCCCUACAAACUAAAGUGUGUUUCAAUUUGCUUUUUAAUUCUUUUUUAAGUACUAAGAGAGGGGUCGUAGGUGUUUCCUAAGGUGCUAAACAUUUUAUCUAAUUGAGAAAAAUAUAUUAUUUGGUAAGAAAUAAUUGUGUCUUGACAAUGAUGAUAGUUUUUUUUUUUUUUUUUUUUUUUUUUUUGGAGGGAGGGGUUCUUGUAGUACUGGAGAAGCACUAUUAUUUUACUCUGUCAUAUAAAGAUAUUAACAAAGGCAUUUUAACUUUGUACUUGAAAAAAGUGAUAAAUGAUGAAAGAUUCUUAUAUUGUUUUAGAAUAGACAUUGCUGUAGUUGGUGCUUAUCUGUGGGAAAUCAUGUACUCAUAAUGGGAAAUAACAAAAAAAAUUGUAACUCUUGCUGUUAACAUGUACUUGCUUAUUAUCCAUGCAGAAUUGCUUCUAAGUCCUACAUUCCAUGCCAUAUAUCCAGCCCUCCAUCUUGUUUUGUUUUCAUUUUUUUUUACUUUAUUUGUUUCUGUUUUGUUCAAUUUUCUGUCAUUCGGGUAUAUGUGUUUGGCUGUAACAGUCUCAUCUUUGCCCUCCUAACAGAUUGUCUGUAUAUCUCAGUGACACUGUUGAUACGUGUGACUUUUGUUGUGUCAUGUACGCUUUUAUUUAAGCCUUUUCUCCUUCGCAGUCAGCUCAUACAGCAAAUGUAGCAGUCAUGCGCCACCUCACCCCCUUUCUUUUGUUAUGUGCCCAGAACGAAGAAAAAAGGCUCCUUAUGUACUUGUGCUGGAGAACACUUGAAUAAAUGUAUUGUUUUUUUUUUGUGAAAAAGUCCAGUUGUUUUUUUUUUUGCCUUCCAAAAAUAUUACCACAAUUACUCUUACAAUUGCCUAAUUAAAUCACUAACUUAAUUAAAGUUAAAAAAAUUUUUAAGUAAUGUAGUAUUUUUUUGACAAUUUUAUGAAUAAAACCAUUCAUCAUA